Molecule: messenger RNA, 1132 nt
Organism: Rubroshorea leprosula
Lineage: Eukaryota; Viridiplantae; Streptophyta; Magnoliopsida; Malvales; Dipterocarpaceae
Source: the annotation of a GenBank genome assembly
CAAAAAUCCAUCAAUUGGUAUGAGCUUCACUUCUUGAGGAAACUGCGAGAACAAAGCAGUGAGAGGAGUGUGUGAGAGAGAGUAAACAAGAGAGCUUGUGAGGGAAAGAAGCUGUGCUAGCAAAGAAACACAGCCAUGACUACAAAUAAGACAACAACAGGAUCUCUUUCCAAUCGUCCUCUAUUCACAGGCCAGAACUAUAAUAUUUGGGCCAUCAAAAUGAAGGCAUUCUUGAGAGGUAACGAUGUGUGGGACUCAGUAGAAAAUGGCUUUAAUCCUCUCAGGCUACCAAACAAUCCAACUGUAGCACAGUUGGAGCAACAUGUAGAUUAUGUUCAAGCCUCCUACAAAGCUAUUUCAUUCAUCCAUAGUAGUGUGGCAGACUUUGUAUUUUUGAGGAUUAUGAGAGUAGAAACAGCAAAAAGUACUUGGGAUACUCUUCAAAAAGAGUUCGAGGUUGAUAGCAAAGUGAAAGAUAACUUGCUUACAUUAAAAAGGCAGUUUGAAAUGUUAACCAUGAAAGAGACAGAGACAGUUCAUCAAUAUUCAAACAAGCUGAUAGAUAUCGUCAACCAAAUUAGAUUUCAAGUUGAAGAUUUUCCAGAUAAAAGAGUUGUUGAUAAGAUAAUGCUCAGUGUACUAGACAAGUUUGAAUUGACGAUCUCAGCUAUAGAAGAGUCCUGUGACUUGAAUCAGCUUACCAUUUCUGAGCUCACUAGCAAGGUGUGUCAAUGCUGUCAACUUGAAAAAAUGCAUCAACUAUCAUUUCCUGUCAGCAAGGCAUUUAGAGCUAGUGAAAAACUGAGCUUGACCGUACAGACAUUUGUGAUCCUGGGGAUCUACAUGGCGUCCAACAAAAUUCGCGGUGACCGAGGUCACCGGCUUUUCUUUACAAUACUUGGUGCCGUUUUGUUUAUUCUUGGGUUCUAUCAUACACGGAUCGCAUACUAUGCAUACAAGGGAUAUAAAGGUUUCUCCUUCUCCAAUAUACCUCCCGUGUAGAUGAUGCCAGAUAUUUUAGCUGCAUUGCCUCUUCUGUACAGAUGUUUCACUGAAUCUUGUACUUUUCAUUUUCAAUGUUAUAUUUUCCCUUCUACAGUUCUACUAUGGAAAAUUAAUGUCCAGCACCAGU